Messenger RNA from Trematosphaeria pertusa, 1728 nucleotides. RefSeq lists its product as uncharacterized. The transcript is spliced from 4 exons. The record is from RefSeq and is a predicted model, not a curated record. NCBI's taxonomy places the organism in Eukaryota, Fungi, Ascomycota, Dothideomycetes, Pleosporales, Trematosphaeriaceae. The coding region runs from base 1 to 1728 and encodes 575 amino acids.
AUGGCUAAACGGAAGACCUCGAAGCAGAAGCAACGUGGAAAAACUGCCAACUCAGUAUCCCGCAAGCUACCAAGAAUUUCGAAUCAUGGCCACCAGCCCAACUCCCACGAAGCGGCCGACUACCUCAGCGGACUCCCUCAUGAGCUGCUUCUCAAGAUUCUCAAGGCAAUCCCCGACCAAGCAGCGACCUACAAAUCAUGCCAAACAUACCUGUCGCUGUCAUUGACGUGCCGUUCGUUGAAUCGGGUGACAACGGAGCUGUUGUACGACACCUACAAUCACCGAUGGGACAAGACCUCGACGAACUUUAUCGGCACCAUCAUCAAAAGACCUGAUCUGGCUUCGCUAGUCAAAGGAAUCAAAGAAAUAGGGCCCUAUAAGGAAGGAUGGGCGCCUCCUUCACCGCUAUACUGUCCAUACGAACGGAGCAAGGAAGACAUUAAACCUAUCGCGGCAGCUAUUCGAAGCCUUGGGAUUCCCGGACCUGACACUUGGAUCCAGCUAUUUCAGCUCGGGGCAGAUGUGCACUUCAACCUUGAGGCUGCUCUCCUUGUGUGCUACAGUCAUAACGUUCAAUCGUUGUCCGUGAACAGCGCUCCCGGCCUGAUAUCAAGCAUCCCUGCUGACGGCGACGAUCCUUUCUACUUAUUGCGCAAACCACCGGAUAGUCUCAUACCGAUCAUGUAUGCGGCACGGGGGUUACCUUACGGAAGGGUACACCAGUUCAAGAGCCUCAAGCGCUUGAAAAUCAACAUGAGCGGCAUGCACGUCCAUUCUGUGUCGUGUGUACUUCAGCUGCCUUCUCUCCGAGAACUUAUCUUGGGUCCGUGCCAGGAGUUUGACGUCGACGACCGCCCUACUAUUAGAGACUACGACGAGGCAAAUAUUUCUUGGGCUUGCUCACCUGGAUCGUCCAACGUGGUCACUCUCCGAUUCGAGGAGAGUUUCUUGUAUUACGAGACACUGGUGAACUUCAUCACCUCUUGUCGAUCGCUAAAGACCCUAGGUUUUCCACCGCCGCUAACUGGCGCGGAGGAGUUCAUGCAACUACUUCUUCGGCGUCACCCGGGUCUGGAGAACCUGCGCAUCGAGGACUGCUGCUGUUUGCUUCUGGAAGCGGGCCGGGAGACAGUGGGGCUCUUGCCGGAUUUUCGAAACCUCAAGUACCUGGAGACGCCUCUAGAAUUCAUGGAAGCAGCACACGAUGACGCCGUUUGUGGAUUCUCGCAAGACGAUAGCUUAGGAGUGGAGCAGCCUAAGCUUGCCCUCUCGGAUUUCCUUCCCUCAAGCCUUGAGACCUUGUUCCUGUCAAGUUUGUGGUUUACUGCCGAGGAGCAGCAGGAGCCACUUACCGGCCAUCUGGCGAGACUAUUAGAAGGGACCAUUUCGGCGCUGCCCAAGCUAGGAACAGUCGCUCUUGAUUAUACUGGCGAUUACUUCGGGAGCGGCGGCUUUGACUGCAACUUCUGCGCCGUGGCCGAGCUGUUCCAGAAGCGCGGUUUACGCUUCGAAUAUAGCAUGGGCUUUCCGAAGCCUCUUCCUAGUCAAUGGGAGGCGCAGCUGGGCGUUGUACGAGCGAGGCAUGGACAUGAGGCGGCGGAGUUGGAGCGGCGUAUGUGGCAUAAGCCUAAUAGGAAUCUCCGAUUGGAAAGCAUCGUUCCCGCGAGCUUGGAUAAGAGUAGAGAUAGCUACGUUAUCAGCGAGGAAGGAGUGGAUUCAGGUAAUUAA